GAGUGGCAGGCAGAGAUGUCCUCUUACCAUUUGCAGGAGGGUGUUUGCACUGUCUGUGCUCAGGUUUUUGCUGCUGAGUUGCUUGUUGAUGUCAUUCUGAGUAAGGAGAUGUUAUUGACCCUCAACAAUGAUUGGUUGCCUGUGGAGACAUGGCCUCAUACAUACAAUGUUGCCAAAUAUGAGGGUGUGAUUCUGUGUUGUCAUGGCAUGCACUGUGUGGACAACAUUGGGGCCCUUCAUAUGUGCCCCUGCUGUUGCAGAUUGCUGAGCAGAUGGUAUCCGAGGCAGCCAAAAGACACAAUUGUGAACUUUGAGUACUAUGGGCUCAGUGAGCUACCUGUGGAGGUGAGAUCCAUGCUGGCUGGUGUGACUGUGAUUACACAUCAUUAUCAGAUGAAGGGUGCACACAGUGGUUGUUUUCCAGAGAAGGUGAGCCAGCAAUUUAAUAGAGGAAAUGUUGCAAUACUACUGCAGGAUCCCAGUGCAUUGUGA
This is a messenger RNA of Pisolithus orientalis, 492 nucleotides long. RefSeq lists its product as uncharacterized. The record is from RefSeq and is a predicted model, not a curated record. The transcript has a single exon. The annotation marks the transcript as partial. NCBI's taxonomy places the organism in Eukaryota, Fungi, Basidiomycota, Agaricomycetes, Boletales, Pisolithaceae.